Messenger RNA from Fragaria vesca subsp. vesca, 2034 nucleotides. Its product is annotated as pentatricopeptide repeat-containing protein At5g15010, mitochondrial-like. Lineage: Eukaryota; Viridiplantae; Streptophyta; Magnoliopsida; Rosales; Rosaceae. The record is from RefSeq and is a predicted model, not a curated record. Gene Ontology annotation, molecular function: protein binding. Bases 38 to 1579 code for a protein of 513 amino acids. The transcript is spliced from 3 exons.
AGUAAAAUGGGUGUGCAGGGUUGUCCACGGUGGAGGAAUGAUGGGAGUGAGGCUCAAGCCUCAAACGCAUUCCUUUACUUCAAUUGUCGCAAGAGAAGAAGAUCCAAUCAAACUCAUUCUGGAUCUGCGCUCUUCCAGCAGCGGUUCUUCUGUGGAGUUGAAGAAGAAGCUGGAGCAGUCCGGCGUGGCAGCCUCACCGGAGCUGGUGGUGGAGAUCCUUUCGCGUUUCCGCAACGACUGGGAAUCAGCCUUCACCUUUUUCCUCUGGGCAGGAAAGCAGAAGCCGCAUUCGGCGCGUGAGUACCACUCGAUGAUCUCCAUUCUAGGCAAGAUGAGGAAGUUCGACACUGCCUGGGCGCUGAUCGACGAAAUGCGUACUUGUGCUACUUCAGGUUCGGGUUCUUCUUCUCUUGUCACCCCUCAAACUCUGCUGCUCAUGAUUCGAAAAUACUCAUGUGCUCGUGAUGUUGGGAAGGCCAUUCACACUUUCUACGCUUAUAAGCGGUUUGCUUUGGAGGCUGGCAUGGACGACUUCCACGGCCUUCUCUCUGCUCUCUGCCGCUACAAUAACGUCCCUGAAGCCGAGCACUUACUUUUCUGCAACUCACAUAUCUUCCCAUUCAACACCAAGAGCUUUAACAUUAUCCUCAACGGUUGGGCUAACAUCAUCGGUAGCCCCCGCAAUGCCGAAAGAAUUUGGGCUGAGAUGACCAACCGAGGCGUCCCGCACGAUGCCAUCUCCUAUUCAUGUCUCAUUUCUUGCCAUUCCAAAUCCUCCAAUCUCACCAAGGUGCUCACCAUCGUCCGCCGCAUGAAGAAAUUGAAUGUUGAGCCUGACACCAAGGUUUACAAUGCACUCAUUUAUGCUCUUGGGAAAGCCGGACACCUCAAUGAAGCUACCAAUCUCAUGAAAACCAUGCAGGAAACGGGUCUUGCGCCUACCAUUGUCACUUACAACUCCCUCAUCAAGACUCUCUGCAAGGCCGGGGAAAUUGAUCAAGCUAAACACAUCUUGCAUCAAAUGAUGGAGCAAAGAGGCCUUGUUCCAACAAUUCAGACUUACCAUCCCUUCUUCCGUGUUGUAACAACCGCAGACCAAGUGUUUGAGCUUUUGGAAAAGAUGAAAAGCACCGGUUGCUCUCCAAAUACUGAUACUUACAUAAUGCUGAUUAGGAAAUUCUGUCGAUGGCGCCAACUUGAUAAUGUGUUCAAGUUGUGGAGUGAGAUGAGUGAGAAUGGAGCCGGUCCUGAUCGUAGCUCAUAUAUUGUGCUCAUACAUGGGCUCUUUCUGAAUAGGAAGUUGGAGGAAGCCCACAAAUAUUAUACAGAGAUGAUAGAUAAGCACUAUUUGCCAGAACCGAGGACAGAAGAGAUGCUUCAGGCUUGGUUCUCUGGUAAGCAGCAGACUUCCAAAUUCCAAACAACAGAUGGAGAAGUUGAUCCAGUGGAUCGUACUCAGCUAGCUACGAAUACUAAACUAGUAAUCCACAAGAAAUCUCCUCAGGAAAAAGAUUUCCGUCAGCAACCUGAAAGUAGGAAAGUUGUAAAAGUAAGGGGUUUUUCGUUUUGGGAUCAGUAGAUUUCAUUGAAAUGAGAGAUCUCAGCAGGGCAUGGUUGGUCAGCAACCUUGAGCAUCAGGUUUCCAUGAGCUUAUAAAGGUCUACGAUGUGUUGACAUAUAAAAAGAUCACCCUGGUGGAGAUGAUGUAGUCCUUGCUACAACUGGUAUACACCUUUUGGAUGUUUUUUUUCCAAUUAAUAUGUAUUUGAUGUUACAAUUCUCCGGGCCACAUAAGCUGCAAAUUGCACCUUGCCAGGGGGAACGCAAAUGACCGCGGUUCAGUUCAAGUCAAAAAAAAAGGAAAAGAGAAAGCUGGAAAGAUGAAGUUCAUAGAAUCUGAUUCCACCAGCAAUUGGAAAUUAGCACAUCCAUCUCUCCAAUCUCCAUGAUGCUACUAUUUCAUAUUCUGUCCUGGUUUUCAACUGUAAAGCUAUUAUGUUUACCUUAUUCUCUUCUCUGCCAAUUCUCAUGCAU